Rhopilema esculentum is the source of this 22645-nucleotide messenger RNA. RefSeq names its product trafficking protein particle complex subunit 11. The record is from RefSeq and is a predicted model, not a curated record. Lineage: Eukaryota; Metazoa; Cnidaria; Scyphozoa; Rhizostomeae; Rhizostomatidae.
AGGCCACAAUGAGAGUGAUAACAAGUAUGGCGACGGCAGGAGAUGUCCCAGGUGAACUUCUCGUAAAACCUUUAGGAUUCGUAGCCGUGACUGGUCUUGAUAUUGUAAAUAAUGCAGUACAUUGUGCAAUAUGGGAUGCUUUUAAUGCAAGUAGAAGACAGGAGAAGGCCCUGAAUAUCAAACCAGUUGCUGCAGAUUAUGAAUGUCCUCGUCGAAGACCAAAGAGGACAUCCUAUGAAUUCUAUGUACCAAAAGGAAUACUGAAGAAAGACUGGAUGAGCAAGCACCUUCAUAUUAUUCCCUCUUUGAUGGUAAUUUUCUUUGAUCUUGAUUGGGAUCAUAUUCAGUGGAAAGAGAAAGAAACUGAAUGUGCCUCAAGAGUAGCUGCUUUAAGGUCAAGUUUGCAAGGACGGAAUACAAGAUUGGCUGUUGUACUUAUUCAGAGAAAUAUCCCAUUGCCACCAGGGGAGGAUCCGCAGGCCAUUGAAAGAGCAGAGUCACUAUGCACCUCUUGUGAGCUUUCUGCCAAAUCUUUGUUCGUACUACCAUUUAGUGAUCAUCUCCAUGGCUAUGUUACAAGACUUGAAAAUGCAUUCUACGAAAUAUCACAAAAUUAUUACACGAAUGAAAUACGAAGAGUAAAGGCACACCGGGAAUACUUGAAUAAAUCUCAACAUCAGCUGUUGUAUGUUCGGCAUCAAUUUAAAAUUGCUAUGUUUUCGGAGCAAAAACAAGAUGUGCACACAGCUUUAAAACACUACAAGCAGGCCUACAACCACUUGCUUGAAAUCAAGUUGACAGAUGUGAAUAACCUGGAAGUUAAGACUGUGGCAGGUUUUAUAAAUUACAAGAUUUGUAGGCUUAACUUUAAAGUUAGUGCCCCCCUGGAUGCUAUAUCUCAACUGAGAAAGCACAUCGACUGCUUCAAAACCAAAGUUGGUAUAGCAGAUUUGGCAUUUGAGCAUUUAGCAUGGAUGGGAAAGCAGUUCAGUCUUUUCGGCGAUCUUUUUCAAGAAGCUGUCAAAGAUGGUCUGCAGGCGAUACAGACACAGCAUCCUGGAUUUUAUUAUCAACAAGCAGCUGUUUAUUCUGUUGCAAGAAGAAAAGAAUGCAGUCGAAUUUGUAAGUAUUCGCAACCUAUUACACCCGAUCCUCUUGAAAAAGCCGACUACCUCGAAUAUUUUGGUCAGCGGCCGUGGAGGCAAGGCUGCCAAGCAAACGAGCCCCCAGAUUCGGCCAUGGAGCAAGCUGGAAUAAUGUCAUUGCAAGCUCAAGAAUUAACAGUCGAUCACUCAGGAAUAAUCACACCGCUUCUCAGCAGUGCCGUUGCACAGUUCAGAGAAUACAAAUCAGUCAGACUAACGUUGUCUUUGAGGGUCCAGAUGGGGGAAGAAUAUUAUCUGUCGAAAGAUUACACAAAAGCCUUGACGCUUCUGAGUCGUGUAACUAUGUAUUACCGAAGUGAAAGAUGGUGGGCUUUGCUGACAUUCAUUUUGGUCACAGGCUUCAGAUGUGCAUUCGCCAUUGGGAAUGUUCAAGACUACGUCACAUUUGCUUUGGAACUUUGCAGUGAGCAUGCUGAGAUCGAAAGUGACGAGAAGAAACGAAUAAUGAAGAAUUUGCUUAAAGUUGUGGAGGGCACGUAUCCUGACCCGGAGUUAAAUGAUGAAAAGGUGAGCACAGAAGACAUCAGUGGAUGGAAUGAAGCUAUUGCUAGUGACAAUUUGAUAACAGUGCAGAUGGAAACUCUCGCCAGCUUCAUUGAAUGUCGAUCUGCCUUUGACCAAGACGUAUUUCAUGCUGAUGAGCAAGUGACUCUCAAGAUUUAUUUACGAUCAACUGCUGUCAUGCCGAUAAAGAUUUCAAACUUGUCUGUUAUUUUCAACAAUCAGGUUUACAACCAAGUUUCACUAGAUGCUCAUGAUGAAGAUCCUGCAAGUGAAAAUAAACAUUCAUCUUUAGUGCUACAUCCAGGAAAAGUCAAAUUUGUCAGCUUCAGUUUCAUUCCACUACUUUCUGAUAUUGGUACAAAAUUAGAGGUAAAGCAAAUCCUAUUGAAUCUUGGGAAGAAAGUUAUCUUGAAAUGGGAUAGUGCAGGGGAUGACGCAAACUUCCAAGGUGCUGAAUAUCAAAAUAUGACGUCUGGCAGGGUACCAGUUUCCCGUAACCGAGCUGGAGAUGUUCGUUGGGACUCUGUACAGAUCCACCCCGUAGCUGAGCUGGUUCCACGAAAAUGUGAUAUUUCGUUGGAUUUUGUCCACGAUCCACCCUUGUAUGUCGGUGAAUUCUAUCAAGUUGUUGUCGACGUCACAAAUAAUGAAAAGUUUGAAAUAUCCAAUGUUUGUGUCAAUAUGAAUCUGAAAGUGGAUGGUGAGGAAAAAACUUCAAGCCGCCUGCUGAAAUCCCUUACCAGUACAGAAAGUCCCCAGGACGAAGAAUCAGAAGUCACUUUUGAUAUAAACAAUCUUGCACCAGGAGAAAAGGCCUCGUCUUGCGUAUAUGUCAAUGGUCUGCAAGAAGGAGAAGAACAUAUUACUGCUAAGGUCACAUACGAGAUUGUUGUCCCUUGUGGAGAUUCUGACCAAGAUGUCACCUGUCAGUGUGCUAAGGAAGAAUCUCUUGCUGUUAAAGUCAUGUCUCCUUUGUCUGUCAGCUACCAGUUUUACAACAUGCAGUUUGAGGUGAUCGACAAAGUCAACGCCAAAGAACCAUUUUUGUUAUUCUGUAAGCUUGGUAGUGCACCUAGAUGGCCUAUUUUGAUCCAAUCAACGUACUUCGACCUGAAUGGAAAAGUUUUGCGUAAAAAUGGCGAUGUCGAUGGUCAUUUGAAUGAUAUUGAGAUCUCUGAAGGCAACGAAGCCACUGAAUGUCAUUGCCUUGUCACUUCCGCGGAUUCUUGCCGGGAUGAAGUGGUUUCGUUUGGUGACUUUGUCAUUGAAUGGAAAAGAACGGACUCCAGUAUUAAUAUGCCAUGGGUGACAACCAAGGUUCCACUCCCAGAUGUCGUUGUAGCCGAAGUGCCUAUUUACAUUGAUACUCGAAUACCUUCAUGUGGGUGUGUGCAAGAAGCUCUUCCAGUGACCUACAAAAUUUACAAUCGAACAGACAUGGUGCAGGAAGUUGAAGUGGAAAUCGAGCCGAGUGAGGCUUUUAUGUUUUCUGGUAACAGACAGAUCCAAUUCCGCAUCCUACCACAUGGUUCUCACGUUCUAAAUUACAAUAUGUACCCAACCACGCCAGGCAACGUAGACAUACCUAAACUGCACAUCAGCUUGCCGCGAUACCUAAACAAAAGCGUCGACACGAUAGCUCAAAAAAUGCUACCGUCAUCAAUUUUCGUCACGCCUAUGAAGGUGAAGACAGUAGAAUGAGCAUGGGACCUGAAAAAUUUGACCAGCGAAAGAAUGAUCGCAUCUGCUAAGUAUUUUGAUAAACAAUGUUUUUGGAAUUAUUCCUUAUUGACUAUAAAGUAUAAUUUAUACCAAUUAAUUUUCGUAAAUUAUGCAGAUUUGAUUUGGGUGGAAUUGUAAAGCUUUUUUUGCUUUGAGAGAGUUGUCCUUUUUCGUAAAAGUUUUAUUCGAACUCUAUGAGAGACCGGUACAACGUUGAGUUUCAUCAGCACACAUAUAUAUACCUACACAUGAAGUUGUUAAAAAAUUGUCUGUAAAGGCUUUGUGGCAGAUCUAGGCUAUAGUUCCAAAUAGGUCGCUCUCCUGGAAAAACCACCGCGAGACUCAACACUCUACCAUCGGCUGAAAUCGUAACGAGAACCGUUAUUUGAGAUUUCUUAUUUAAAGAGAUUUGAUAGGCAUGUGACACCCCACGCUCAACUACUACCUUCCUGAUUGUACCGGCUUGCAAAGGGAAACCACUUUUGUCACAAUUGAAUACUUGAUCCGCGGAAGUAAUGUCAAAUUCCUUCGGUGCGUUUAGGGCCUAUGUCUUUAACAGAGAGAUUACUCAUUGGGCGGAUCACAAACCACUUGUCUCAAAUGUCAGCAAGCCAUUUGCAUCUGCUUUGAAGAAACUGCAAAGGUUGUUACUAAUAUUGCAAUCAUACGAUGUUAAAUCUGCUAUAAAGCUGGCAAAGACAUUGUCCUACCAGAUACACUCUCUCGUGCAUACUUGCCGACAAGUGAGAGACAAAAGUCCGCAACUGAAGAAGAAGUAGAAACUAUCUGACAAAACUUUUGAUAGUUUACUUUAACAGAUCCUAAGUAGUAGCACUUCUUUUUGACUAGGAACCUUGAAGAAUGAAAGCUGAAAUCAAAUUUAUAUUUAACAGCAAUAAAAAUUGAUUCGCACUAAAUGUAGCUACUGUCCUUUUAGCAACAUGGAGUAGGCUAGCAAAGGUGUCACUGCUGCUGGCAGAACAAAUGGUUCAAGAAUGCAUGGUGCUAGCUGAUCAUAACAAAUUCAAAUCUUUAGCAUUUUCUUACUUUUUAAUUAAAAGAAGAGAUGGAAGUCUAAAAGUGCCGCAGCUUCUGCUAAGAAGUAUUUUUGCAAGCUUCGACAAGCUGAAGAACAUCAGAGUUUUAGGAUUUUAUCGGGAGACAAAAAGGUCUUUCAACAGUUGAAGGCAUAUGUAGAAAAAGCCAACACUUCUCCAUGCCUUAAUGUAGUUACAGGUGUGAGAGUCGAUCAGUUUUCCCCUUUACGCAGAGCAGCUAACGGACAGUAUAAACCCCGUUUUUCCAGAAAAACGAAAAAAGAUAUUCAGCUGAUUUUUGUUGUAAAUAGUAGCUACAAGUAUGGUGAUAUCUGUAAUAGGAAUUAGAUCCUGUUUCCAUUUAUAUUUGAGGCGACUGGGCCCUUUUUCUUAUCUUCAACCUUCUCGCGAACGCGAAUCUGAAUCUGAUUCUGCAGACACGAAAGUCAUUUUCAACAGCUUCUUCAAAAACUGGUGUACUGUUUCAAGGUGCUCUGAGAAACAUUUCUUAGUUGCACUGCAAUCUGUGUUUGGGUGAGCCGCAAUUCCCAUAUUUCUUAAUGUUUCUACUCCCCUACUUGAAAUCACUAGACCCUUAAGUGUUCUUGCAGUAGCAACUUGGAACCAAUUUGCCUGUUGGGACUGACCAUACAUAAGGGUGUAUAUGAAACAGUCCUUCUUUUAUUAAGUAUUUUAUUUUCUUUGAUUGCCUUUCAGUUGUCAUAACAUCCAUUAUUGCUUGGAAUAUUUUUGUUGCCCCUGCUUUCAUGCACAACUCUCUAAAUUCUGUGGGCUCGGAUAUUGGGUUACCACUACUACCAAAUUUAUCUUUGCAUGGUUCCCUGACCUUUCUAUUUUCUUCAUUUAUGUUGCAGUAGUUUUUAGCCUUCUCUAUCAAAUUUCCAAACCGUAACUUAGUUAGAAUCACAUUGUCAUUGUUAUCAAAAGUAACUCUCCAACUUCUUCAUAAUACAUUUUCGUGUAAUUUUCAUUUUCUUCUGUUUCUUGUGAACUAAGCAACAAUUGCUGGCUAGGGCAGCUUAAUGUCUCAGUUCUUUCUGAUUCAGUCUCCAUCAAUUCAUCACAGUCAUCUUUAUUAUGUUGUCUUUGAGUUGUCUUAUUUUCUCCCUCUUUCUUCUCUUCUUCUGCCUUUGCUUCUUCUAUCAUCUCUUCUUCUGUCUCCACCUCUUUUAUCCUCUUUUCGUUCUCUCCAUCACUUUGUGGCUCCUCAUCAAUUAGUUGCUGCUGUAAAAAUGUGUUAAAUAUAAAAUUUAGUUCCAUGUAAAGCCUUAUUGGCUACAAGUAAAAAUUUAAAACAUGUAGGAUAAAUUUGUUGUCAUUCUUUUUGUCGCCUUUCUUGCCUAAAAUUAUCUGUUGUUGGGGAAUUUUCUUUGCCGUAGGUUGAUAGUUACAUAAAGUAUUAUCUUGAAAGGUCAAGAGAAAUUGCAGUUGAGGUGCAUAUGACUAAACGACUAGAUACAUAAUUUGUGUAAAGUUAUGAGCAGUCAAAUAUGUAAAACAGACAUAAGUAUGUUAAAAACAAACAUACAGACAUGCUGUAGGAAUUUCCUUUUUAUUUCAUGUCGUAGAUGCUUUGUAAAAUCUCGUUUCAAUGGUGCAAGCUCUAUACAUUUCGUGCAAACACGGACAACUUUGUGGGCCUUAUCACCUCUCUCAAGAGCCAAUUUCCUGAACGCUUGAAGAUAACGAUAAGAUGGGAUUUUAUUAUUAAUAAUUUCGUUUUUCUUGGUCCUACACCAUUUAAAAUGGUCAGAAUUAUAACAGAAUUUGCUUACUUUCACCAUCUCGUUCUCUCUUAUCUAGUAAGUUUAGGCAACCGCGCCAAAAAUCCCCAAGUUUCCUGCUAAAAAGCUCCCCGUAUCCCAGGCCCCAUACAAGACUGUUUUGUUGAGAAGUUUAGAAAUGCGAAAAAUUCUGGCGAGAAUGAUGUUUUGUUCAAGCACUAUUACAUAAGAUAAAAAUCAAUUACUUUCGACUUUCCUUUGCUUUACUGCCUGAAUUGACGGGGAUUUGAAACUUUUGCUUCGAAAUCCUUUUUCUGGCUGGCAGGGGCGGAUCCAGACUGACUGACCCGACUCACGGAAGUCAGCCAACAAUUUUCAAUCUGUAGAAACGAAAUGAAAAAAAUUAGCUCUCAAACACAUUUUUCUUAAGUCCCACAACAGCACAAAGAUUUUCUUUAAUUUGUCAUAUUAUCUAUAGCGCCUGUUCAAAAUCAUCAGAUCUGUCAACUGUAGGUUCGAAAACUGUUCGACGAAAUGAUCUAUCAAUAAAUUCUCCCAUAGAAAUUCACAGCUCAAUGCAUAAAUCAUUAGAACAAAGAUGUUAGGGUUAAAACUCGCAAUAUCAUUGGUAAGUCAGUCGAAUAAAUUAGGAAUCUGCGCGGUCAUCUUUUAACAAAGCUUUUCUGCACAAUGUUAAAACGCUAUUGUUCUCGUAAGUCAGUAGAGGCGAUGUAUGAUCAAUAAGGCAAAUAAUUUUUACAGGGGUCAGUAUGAGAAAUAUUUUGGGGUCCAGGCGAUGUAUGGAUUUUAAGACUGACUUCCACUGACUUACCACCAUAGAAAUAGUAGCGCUAGAAUGCGUGGUCUAUCACGUGACGCGUGCGAACUAUGGGGAACCAAAAUGGUAGCAACAAGUUGGCAAAAAAUUACGCGGGAAAUCACAGCGGACAGUAUUGCCUACCCCUAUCACCGUAUACGCGCUUGAAUUUCUAAUUAAUCUAAUACACUGUUGCUAACAUUGAAUGAUAAUCGAACUUUGAUAAAAGAAAUGGUAGUGUCGCGUGCUGCUUUCGGCUGCCAGAAUCGAUGGAUUCCUAAAAAAGACUUGCUUCCCGGUCAAACAAACAUAUCGUUCCACAAGUAAGUAGGCCCGUUGUGUGUACUGUGUUUCUCGUUAUUCUUGAUAGGAAUUUGAAUAGAAAAAAAUAUCUUCCAAAAAUUCUAUGAUACUUUUAUUAAGUAUUCGAAAUGAUUUUCAUUAAUGAUAUUUCUACUAUGUUUACAAACAGACAGUAGGUACAUAAAAUCGGGAGGGCAGUGAACCAAAUUAAAAGUCAUCUUAUGGUUCGUGGCAUUAAUUCUUCAAAGAGGGUGCAAUCGGGUGAAUUUACUCGGCUGCCGAAGAUAAAUUCUCCUACAAUUUCUUAUAUUGUAGCAAAAUUUCCUAACAAACUUUGGUGGAAGGGGGACAUAUAACGUAUUCUUAUGUAUUUCAGUAAAUACAUACUCAAAUAUGUGGAACCAUACAUCUCUUUAUUUAAUGAGUUAAUGAGGAAAUGCAUAGAUGGGUUAAAAUUUCCAUUCCUAUUCUGUUUUUUUAUACUGGAUUAUAAUAAGCAGGGGUGGGGGGGGGGGUGGUUGCGAAAAACUACUGACCUGAAGAAAUACCAUGGUAUGUCCCUAUUGGGUACUUUUUAACAAAUAACCUAAUGCAAAAAUAUUGAAACAGCUCAUAAGUGAAGGAAUUAACCUCCUUGCUGAGAGAGAAGCUAAAGUUCAUGCAGUCAUCUUUGAUGGUGCUCUUAAGAAUGUUAGCAUGGCUGAGAAACUUGGAUGUGAUAUAAAAAACCUUUGCACAUUAUUUCCAUAUCCAUCAAACCCCAGUGAAAAUAUCUUUGUAAUUCUUGAUACCUGCCACAUGCUGAAGCUUGCAAGAAAUGCCUUUUCCACCAUCAAGAUCUUUUGUACCCCAGGUGGACAAAGAAUAUCUUGGGAGUAUGUUCUUGCACUCUAUAGAACACAAAAAAAUGACAUACUAUCAGUGUUGCAGCACAGACUUGCAAUAACUUUUUUGAGAAAUCUGGGGUUGCAAGAAUUUAAGGACAGCAAAGCAAGCAGCGACUUCGUCCUUCUGAUGAACAAUAUCUUUGAUAUGCUUAACUCAAAAAGCAAAUUUGGACAGCAUACAAAGAGACCUGAAAACAACAACGCUGUUUACAUAUAUUAAUUUGAACUGGAAAAAGUUGAUUCAAAACUUCGGAAUUUUGUCACAGACCUAACGGCUGGGAUUUGAUUUCAAGGUAAUUUAAGCUAAUUUUGUUAUUAGUCUCGAAUGCAUCAAGUUUCAACAAGACUUUCUAGACACUGAAUCGCGCUGUUGCUGACAAUUUUGUUAACCAGUAACUUCCGCGUUUCUGUUGGCCAAAAACUUGAGGAAUUUAUUUAGUACUACUCAAAAAUAAUAUCGCAUACCCAUUUAUAAUGGUUGAAGGUUGUCUAAUGAUAAUGAACUUGAACUGAAUAAAGCCAUAAUUAAUUACUAAGCUGCCCUAGGAAAGGAAAUUUGGUAAAGAAAGGAGUCCAAACAAAAUACGAAGAAAAACCGUAAAACGACUCGCUGUGGCGUAUGGAAAAAGUAAAAACGCCCGUACCUUCUUCUAUUUUGGCGCUGGAAAGGUUUCAUGAAAUUUUUCUCCUCAUAUCACCACGCAGAAUCGGUAAGUCCAUAACUUCUUAUUUGUGUACAACGUACGCCACAAAAGCUUUUUGCCAACAUGUUGCUACCAUCUUUGCUGCCCAUUGGCAUUACGCAGAAAACAAUAGGCGAACAAUAGCGCGCGCAUUCUAGCUCUACUAUUUCUAUGGGGUCUGAUAAACCAGGUUCCGGAUGCAGUAUGGAUAUUUUGAAGUCAAUCAAGUUACUUAUUGGCUCGAAUGCUUUUUGACACAAGUUGGAAGGUGGUUGGGUAAGGUUUAAAAAUUAAUCAAGAACAAAUUAAUUUGUAGAAAAGCUCGUUUUCAGGUUUUGAGCUAUAGACCAGAGGGUGGAAGGGGACCACCACCACCCGAGCGGAGAAUUUAUGAGAUCAAUCUAUUCUGGAUCAGUUUUUCGUGUAGAUUCCGAAUUUGGGUGUUGAUUCCCCGUUUUAGGGGGCUUUUCAGAGAUAUAGGGGGUCUAAAGUCUGAUUUUAGGGCUAAUAUAAAUGUCAAUAAAAUAUAGACAGGUCAGUUCUUUGAUGAUAUCUAUGCUUGUUGACUCUCAUUUGGAAGUGAGGGGGCCAUAGAAAACGAAACAGGAGUACAAAAUACUGUAAAUUCCACGAAAAACUGAUUUUUCGCAACUGAAUGGAGUACUGUAGCAUGAUCACAUAGGGAAAUGGCUGUUUGUACUCACCAGGAAUGUGGCUUUCUCAGACAUGUGUAAUGACUUAUAUGGAUAUUUCCAUAUAACUACAGCUUUAUUGCUAUGGAUCAGAAAGGAAAUGAGGCCCAAAAGCAAAUCUUUAUGAGAAGUACUUUAACACAUGGUUUUGUGUCAUAACCUAGGAAUGUAACUUGUAUGUACUUCACAGCCUUAAACGAUGAUUACCUGUUAACAUUGAAGACCAUUGAGGGUGUAAAAGUGUAGAGGUUUGGAUUUUCUUUCAACCUGAACUAACCUAAAAACCUAGACCUAGAAACUGCAAUUUCAUUGCUUACAAAUUCAUUAUCAUUUUCAAUGUUCUGUGAUUAAAGCAAGAGUAAACUAUGAAAGGUAGUUAGAAUAUAUGGCAAACAGAAAAAGAAGAUGAGCUGUUCAUUACACUCAUUUAGUCAUUGAAGAUCAGAUCCUUUGCCCUUUAACGAUAUCGCCAGUGUUACCUGAACUUUACGAAGGCCGAAUCUGUCUUUGCAAACAAAACGCAAAAGGGGAAGAAAGUAAGCAAGAAGGCAUCUUCUUAAAAAAGAAAACAGUGACGAAAGCAAGCGCCUAAUAACAAGGGCCAAUCAAUGUUAAUAAUGGGGAAGAAGCAACUAUUGAAACUUAUAUAAACUUUCAUCAUGCCGAACUCUGCAAAAAGCUCCAGCAUUAAGAGAGGGUAAAGCUUUCCUGGUAUAAUAAGUACACAGUAUUUUGUAGUAAGAAGUCGACUACCCUUACUUCUACAGCUGUCCACGAUCCCACUAGGCAUGUCGCCCGUGCCGCACAAAUAUGCAGGGCUCUUUGUUAUGCAAAUAUUUUACCAAAUCUCACCAAUCAAAAUUCAAGUUUUCACAUAUUUGUGCGGCACGAAAAGUCUGUAAGCACUAUGUUAGAUUACUGUGCCGCACAACUGCUGGCAAGGGAAGAAAGUGGAUGAGGUUGAAAGUUGUAAAGGAGAAAAAUCCCAAUUUUCUUUAUUUAUGCGGAAGCGGUGCACAGGAAGUGUACACUUCUGAAUCUCAAGAUAUUUUGUCUCAACUGCGUGUUUGGAUUUGCUGGAAAAUUUGGAAAACCUUUUAAAAGGGAAAAUUUUUUAGACUGAACAAUUUGAACGUUUCAGGGCCCCAGUCCCCUCAAAACUACUACAAUGCCUGCAAACCUCGUUGGUGAGGCAACUCCUAAAGAUAAGGGCGUCCAUUAAGGCGUUUCAUCAAUCAAAGUGUAUCAGUCUUGCUUAGCGGGACAAAUCGCAGUUAGAAAGUUGACGCUUACAAGACAUGAAAAUAAUUUUCUAGACCAAAAAUCAAGAUGACUUUCUUGAAAAAAAGUGAAAUUAUUCCUUUUAUUUAUAGUGGUUGCAAUAAUCGACAUUGUGAGCUUUAGGGUUUUUGCCCUUGAAAUUAAACCUAGUUGCUCUGGUUCCGGGGGGAGGGGGGCUGGGUCCCUAUCAUGGCACUACCCUUGACCAUGAGGGAGGCCCUCUAGACCGCCUGCUGGGUACUGUUUAUGUGCGACCGUCAACUUUUAUACUGUAUCCGCCCCUGUUGAGUAGGUAGGUAGAAAGGGAGAUAGGGAGGUAGGUAGGUAAGUAGAUAGGGAGGAAGGUAGAAAGGGAGGUAGGUAGGUAGGUAUUUUUUAGAAAAAGUUGGAAGCUUAUGCAAGGCACAAAAGCAUUCGUCAAAACUGUCGCAAAGCUAGGGGCAUCAAGUAAUCCUAUAAAUUAUGUAAUUGGGGGUAUUGAAAGGUUUACUUGUGCGUUGUUUGGAGAAAAGAGAUUAUCGUCUGUUCAUGAUAUUAAACGGAAAAAUUUUUGGAGCUUCUCUUUGCAACCACCAUGCAAAAACAGCCUUUUAAGAUACAUCAAGCGUUCAAAUUACAUUGCACAAAUGUGCAGACAAGCCUCUCAACCAAUGAUAGAGCAAGAAGGCUCAAGUACACCACGGGUGGAAAGGUGACUUUUCUAAUUCUGUUUAAUGAAUUUUUUUCGCAAAAUCCAGAGGAUGUUCAAAAAUACUAGUGGAGGUUGACGAUCUUGUAGAAAUGGAAGACUUAAGAAGAGGCAUUGAUAUGUCUGAGGAUAAGGAUGAAGAUGAAUAAUUUUUUGGGUAGACUUGAUAGUAUUCAAAUAUAUUGUAACAGUAAUGUUUUCUUUUGGAAAAAAUUUAAUUUUUCACACCUCCCUUAAUCCCCUAAAUUCUAAAUAUAGAAAAACACUUUCAAAUAUCAGCCAACAAUCAUAGAUAUAGUCAGAGAACAUAUCAAUAUUUAUCUUAUUGAAAUUUAUUGAGGAAACCAAACUUGUAGCAAUUGACCCUAAAAUUUGUCUUUAGACCCCCCAUAUCUCGGGAAAGCCCCCUUAAACCGUUGAUCAACACCCAAAUUCGAAAUCUACGCAAAAAACUGAACCAGAAUAGAUUGGUCUCAUAAAUUCUCCGUUCGGGUGGUGGUGCUCCCCUUCCACCCUCUGGUCUACUAUACCUCAAAAGCCAUUUUGUUAUUUUUAACUUUGAAGAAAUAUCUGAAUGGUCAAAAUAUUUUUAGGUUUCUAUCCUUUUCUUUAUCAAGGCUCAAACAACAUUAAAGAUUUAUUCAAUUGACGGGAAAUAUUUAAUCAAUAAACUGCAAUCCUCAACUCUAUAUGCAUAAGUCUACAUUUACUCAUCAUCUCAAAAGCUAUUCCUGCCAGAAAACUGUGUAGUCAUAACUUUACUCUAGACAAGAUAGCAAACACUUAUGGAAGUCUGCAACUGAUAUCUUUAGUGCCACAACUCAAAUAAGAUACGUCAUGAUAUAAGGGGCUACAGCAGCCCCAGGCUUCAGCAUGCCUAUGUAGAAUGUAAAAUAUAUAUUGUUGGUUAGGUUCAGGGAAAAUGAAAACUGCCUGUACAAUGAUUCUCUGUCAUUAGAAAAGAUGUGUCAUCUACUGAGAGCAUUAAUAUCUGCUGAAUUUUAUCUUCACUCUGAGUUUUAUGCCUUCCACUCCCAUCUUUCUUGCAGCAUUUCUUGCCUUGCUUAUGAGAGAUCUUUUGCUCUGUUGGAAACUUUCUUUUCUCAUUCAGUUUCUAAUGAAGCUAGUGAUAUACUUACAGGUUCUUUCAAAAAUGGUGCAUUGGUUGUGUUGAACAUGGUUAAUCAAAAAUUGUCAGGUUAGGAAGAGGAGCCCAAUCUAUGUGUAUCAUAGAGUUAUUAAAUGUUCAUGGUUUGCUUUUAUUCAGAAACUGGGGUUUAAAAAGGCAUGUUAUAAAUCUAAGCAGUGCAAAAAUUAAUCUAAGCAAAGCAAUCCAAAAAUUGAACCUAUAGUCUAAGGCAGGUGGUUGUGACCUUAACCCAUCAUUCAAUGCAAACCAUAUUGUUCCUCUUCCUGGCAAAAAAGUUGUUUGCAACAACCAUGUUUUCAAGAAAGAACCAAAAUGAAAAAAGGAAGCAACCAGAAAAGCAAGCCAAGAUUUCCUCUAUUAAAAAUGUUUCCAUUAAAAUGACUUUAGAAUCAGUGGAGAAAACAAAUCUGAUGAGCCAAAUGCUUUAUCAAAACCAAAUCUUCCAGUUCUUAUGGUCAAUUUGACAAACAUUGGAACUUUUAGCUAAAAGCUACCGGCAUGACAGAUAUGCAGAAUUAUGAAAUCAUGCAAAAUAUCUGGAAGCCAGAUACAAAACUUUAUCAUAAAAAAAUCAUUGAAAAAGUAAGGAAAUUUGUAUACUCUUGGCUCAUUUAUUAUUUUUUGUGUAAUGAGCCAAAAAUUGAUGCUGAAUAAGACUUUUAACAGAUAUUUAGCUUUCCCAUAAUCAUACACAAAGUGCAUAAAUCACCACGUGUAUUAAGUGGAAAAGAAACUAGAUAUGCUUUUGCAUAAAUUGGAAUACUGCUGUUCAAAGGGAACAACAAUUUAAUUGCACACAACUAGAUGACACUGUUUGUCUACUUUGUGCUCUGUUUGGAAGAAAACUGGUCAGAAUGCAUUUUGAAAGUCUUUUGAAGAAAGUCUUUUGCGAGUAUUGGAAUUGAUUAAUACCAAAAUGGAUCAAAGAUUCAUGAAUGAAACAACACUUACACAGGUUUAGCAAUAAGCAGGUUUAAUUAUGCCAUUGAAAAAAGAUAUACAUGCAAAGGUCAAAGGAUUCCUUCCUUGCAAAGUGUGUUCUUUUAUCUGUAUAACUUAAUUUGUAUACCAAGUACCUACAAAUUCAUGGUUAAGGUUUUGCUUUACGAGACGGUUAAAUCUUUGAUUCAAACAUUCUUAUAUACUUAUGCCAUUUUGAUAUACAUUUUACAAAAAGACCUUUUUGUAACCACAACCCUCUCCUAAGUUUCCACAAAAUACCACCAAGUUCAACCAAAUGUCAAAAGAAAAAGGCUUGGAGAACUCAGCUUAUUAAAGUAGUCAACAGAUGUGACCCCAGUUCUCACUGCUUCUUUUGUUCAUUUGUGAUUUUAAGUUUUUUUCGCAAUGCCUUUUCUUUCUUGUCAAUCUUUUUGGUCAUCCUGUGCUCUUCAAUCAUAUGUUUGGCAUGUGAAUGAGCCCUGAUUUUUAUGUACAUUAAGAUGCAGUCUUUUAGUGUUGCCUAUUUUACAGGUUCUGAGGCCAAACAAUUUUGGCAUACUCUACUCAAAUUACUCAAAAUUGCAUCUUCUUGUAGACAGUUGCCCAGAAUUUCUUGCACAUUUAUCCUUGUUUUCUGGGUGGAGAUGUGGUCUCGGAAAACAAGCUCUGUUUUUUCUAGUAUUUUUGCAAAAGAUUCCUUUGGGUAUGUCAAACCUCCCCUAGUUAGAGUGUUUAUAAGUCUGGUUGAGCCUUCUUGCCUCCCCUCUUCUCCCUUACAAGCAUUUAAGACCUCCAAUCGUUCUUUUAACAAAAAAUAUCCAGUUUUAUUUUCCUCAACUUUACGCAUGUUGUCAUAGGUUUUUUUUGUGAGCUUAUUAAGGAUUGCACCACAAAUAUAUGUCACUACUUCUUUUUCAUUGCCAGAUAAAAUUUGUUUCUCUACCUCCUUGUCUUCUGUUAUUGCAUAGUUUUUCUUUGCAAUUACUUCUUGACAUUCAAAAAUAAGCCAGGAGGAGAAUCAUUGUUCAAUUUCAAGACAAUCUUGUAGUUGAGUAACAAUUUCAUUGUCUGUCCAUAUUUGAUGGAACUUUUGCCACACUUUGUCAAGGGAAAAUGCCUUUCCUGCUACCGUAUCCUCAAGGCGUUUGUUAAGAAAGUCUAAAUUUGGAGAAGGUGCAUCAAGAAGGCGUUUGAUUGUGGCACUAUAUAGUUGUUGAAGCAUCUCUUUUUCAGACAUAGCCUUCAAUGCCUCUUUAUAAACUGAACUGAUGUUGAUAUUUGGAAGAAGACCUGCGUUUGGUUUGGGCUCUGUCUGUCUUUUUCUUUUCUUUUGAGUUUUUCCAAGAAUCAAUUUCGUGUUUUUGUCACUGCAAAAUGCCACAGUUACUUCCUGUAAUCAAAGCAAAUAAUUAUAGUGUCUACUUAUGUAACAUCAACUAGUUAGUAUGAUAAAGUAUAUAUCAAUGGUAUUUAUAAUGGGCUGGGGAAAAAGAGCAAAUACUUCCUUGAUGGAAUUUAUUAUAGGAGGCAAGUUAAAAUAAAAUUCGAGAGAUGAUGCCAUUGUUAUUUUGGAGACAAAAUGAAACUAUGCUCAAGCACUAGCAUAUCAAUAUGUAAAUGCUUACUACUUGAAAUAACAGAAUCACUUUUUUGCGAAAAAACCCUCUUCAUCACAACUACCGGUCCCGUUCCAUGUUAUAUAUUUGUUGUAUCCUUUUCCAUAUUUUUGCUUCAGAGGGAGAAACUAAUAAUUAGUUCUUUUUUUAAUCAGGUAUUGCUUAAUAUCGUAUGUUACCUUGCCAUCUUGCAGCUUUAUACGAUCGACGAUAUACGGGUAGUUCUGCGGCAACGAAAAAGUUUUGGAUAAAGUUUUGGAAGCCGGUUAGGCCAUCAUAUGAGACGGCUUGCCGAUCCAUUCUACGCAUUGAGAUUGGUUUACUGAAAAUUAAAUUGUGGAAAUAAACAUAAUUUACCUCUGCCGCCAUCUCUAAGUCUUCUAAGUUGAUGUCGUCUGAAAAAUAUUCAAAUUCCAUCUUUUUGAAGUUCAACGUCGAGAGAUCUUCCCACUAAAAAGCGCAACCGGAAAUGACCGCGCGCAUCAUUUUGAUAAGAACCUAUUGUUUUGUUCUCCAGCUUAGUUUCCUAUCCAGUCAUAUUUCCAUCCAUAUUUUUUUUAUAUAAGGCUUGUAGGCCGAAAUGGCCCAUCGCCAACACAAUUACCAUACAUACAAGUUGACAUAAUUACAAAUUAAUAAUAAAUCUCAGAACAUAAGUACAAAUUAACAAUAAAUCUCAGAAAACAGCAAACAGAAUUACUAUACUUACAAGUUAACAUAAUUACAAAUUAACAAUAAAUCUCAGAAAACAGCAAACAGCUAAUACAAAGAUAAACAGAUAAAAAAAAUGAUGACGAGCUGGAAAGUUUACGUUACGAGGAUAUGCACGUAGAGGACUUCCCAAAAGAUUCCCGUGACUCAAAAGCCAUCGCUAUCGAUAUCAGACAAUCCGUAUCUUCUUGACUCAUCAACCAAAUAAACUUAUCACAAAGGUCAAGGGAUGAUAUUCUGGGAAAUUUUGAAUUAAUCAUAGAUAACAUAGAAUUCCUAGCAGUCUCGUAAAGGGGACAAACUAAUAAAAAAUGAAUUUCGUCCUCCACAGCAGUUUUAUUAAAAGAUUGACAAUACGGACAUUUUCUAUCAAUCCUAGGAAUAGGAUUCUUCCCGUAUCUACCUGUUUCAAUCCUGAGGUUGUGGGCACUGAGACGUAGUUUUGCAAAGUUGGAUCUUUCUUUUUGCUAGGUAUCAAGUCUAAGUAAUGCUCAAACUUAUAAACAGUUUUGAAAGAUGCGUAUGUACAAAGCUUUUUAUUGAGAAUAGUUUGUUCUUUUAAAUUUUCCAUAAUUUUUGACCUAAAAUGGGAAGACACUUUUGAUUUCACGAUAAUGGAGUUAUCGGUUGUAUGUAUUCUGUAAAGGGUCAUCAGGGAACGGGCAAUACUGACCCAAUUAGAAACACCGGAAUCUGCAUCAUUAAUUAACAUUUGAAGAGCUCUGUAUGCAUAUCUGGAGGAAUCGAGAUUUAUUAAACGAAUAUAAAAUUUUAAGAUAUUAAUAUGUCUAUGUUCAAGCAACGGACAACGUCCCAACUCCGCAUAAACCCCAAGAGACGUUGUAGAUCCUUUAACACCUAGGGUUGACUUGCAAGCCAUAAGAUGAAUUUUUUCCAGGCAUUCCCAUGUACCAAAUCCCCAUACGUCAGUGGCAUAAUUUAGAAUAGGAAGUAUUGUACUGUCAAAUAAAACUGACGAUUUACUGGAAGAUGACAUUGAAAGAUUUUUCCAAAACUGCUUUGGACAUUCAUUUUUAAGCAGCCAAAGCUCUUCUUUCGCAUUUGUAAGGUAGGAAGCGCGUUUUCUUUUCAAAAGAGCUUUGUGUCUCUUUUUCUAUAAUUUGUAAACCUCAUGUAAAGUAUUAUAACGUAUUGGGUCAGGUUUAUUGAGUCUCAGGGCUGCUUGUAAGGCCUUACGUGAAGUACUUAGCAGUUUUUUGCUGGAUUUACACUCGUUAUCAAACCAAACAAAAUGUUUUUUCUUCGGUACGUUACUAGAAAAAAUUUUCUUAGUUCUAAGACAACCUUCCGCAAUUUGAGUUAAAUGUUUGCGCAUUAAUGCAACAGUAUGACCAACAGGAAUGGACUUAUCAUCAAGAUCAGUUUCCAAAUUUUCCAGAAAACCCAGGGUAUUAUCAUUUUCGAUAAAAAGUUUAAUUUUCUGAUGGGAAUCAACACUGGGGAUGUAUUGUUUUGUGUAAUUGCUCAUAAGAACAUCAACCGCCAAGGAAGAUACAUUGUCGGGCUUGCUAGAGCUAACUGUUGAAUUAUUACAAUUAACACUUUGCUUAAUUGAGAUCUCAAUAGGAGAAUGACCGGACAAGCUACUCAUGUUCCUAACUUUAAGGCCACUAAUCAGACCAAAUGUUUUCUCAUUUGCAAGAGCGUAAUCUACUGUGCUGUUACCAUUGGACGUGAAACAAGAAAAAUGUGAUGAGCGCUUUUUAUCAGUACGGCCAUUAAGGAUCCGAAGGCCUGCAGUUUUACAGAAUUCAAUUAGCAAUCGACCGCUAUGAUUAAUUGUAUUAUCACUAGAUUGCCUAGUAAUUAGGGCAGUGUCUGGCGAGUAAUCAUUAGCGACCGGUAGAAAAUCGUCUACUGAAUCAUUUACGAUAAAAUCUGGCAAUGUCCCAGUUCUACCAUUGAAAUCACCAAGAAUUAAAAUAGAUCCUUUUGCGUCAUAAUUAGCACAUUCGUCUUGUAACAUAUUAAAAUUUAGGCUUCUGCCAGAUUUAAACCAAAUUGAGUCACUCGGUGGAAUAUAAACAAAGCAAACAAAGAGAUCAUCGGCAAGGCCAAAAGCAAUUUUAUCAAAUCGACACCAAAAAUGAUAUGCAUCCGAUUGUAAAAUAUGGCACCAUGAUGCCAGAGAGUAGAGUUACGAACGAAAAGAGACAUCCCGCCAGAAGACCUCCCAUAGCGAGAAGUUCUGCACCCCAACUGAUGGAAGACAGAAAAGUUUUCGUUAAGAUCACGAAAUUCGGGAUCACCUUGAUCUCGCCAUGUUUCAGAUAGACAAACAAUAUCAUUAUUUUCCAGAGCUUGAGAAAGAUCAUUGUCACGAUCACCAAAUGCCUCGGCUACUUUUAACUUUUUUAAACCGUUGAUAUUCCAAGCGCAAAGCCGUAAUGUGCUAGGAACAGAGUGACUGACCUUUUUUGGCAUAGAAUAUAGAUUACGAAAUGCACGAUAACUAUUUGAUUGUGUAUGUAAAUGAAAAUUAGAAAAACGAUGGUGAGUUUUUAUAAAAGGAUCAUUUCGGCCACCCCCCUAUGCACUGUUUGUAAGACGGAAAAAAUCGUUGUAUGAACGUACCUCGUGAAUGAACGAGUCGUUGAAAUGCUUUUAUAUGGUAUUACAAUAGGCGAACAAUAGUGCGCGCAUUCUAGCAUGUCAUCUUUUCGCCGGCAUUUUCACUGGCAUGGUUCGGCCACAGAAUAAGAGUAACUGUGCCACUGUGGUAUUGGCUUCGGCCACUUCUAAGCUCUGGUUACCCUGGUUGCGCUCAAGUUUUAUUAUCCGAUGCUCCAUGCUACGAAGUAUUGACUUCAGGUAAUUAUCUUCAUAAUCAUCAGAGUACAUUUGUCAAAAGCUAAGCGCUUUUCUAGAAUUUGUGUUGGGAAGGCCUAAAAUUUGACACCCCGAGCUGUUCGUCUUGUAAUGGAUUAUAACCAUUGUGGGGUGUGGGGGCUUUCACAUCCCCAAUAGUAUUUCAGAGAAUAAGGCUUUAGGUAUUUCAGAGACCUUCAUGCCAGGGCCUAUUUUAAGAAAUUUUUAAUACUGCACAUUUAUGAUUAUAUUUUUUGUAGGAAAUUUUGUUGUUGCAAUUUUUGGAAAUUUCUGGGCACAUUUCGUUCAAAGUUAUUUAGGAGAUACUUUCCGACGGUCAUACGGGGUUUACAAUACAUGACCUCUAUAUCGAACUGACGGGGAAAAUUCAAAUUUUGUGAACAAAGCGAGAAUCUGGGAUAGCGGCAAUUAGACAUUUUAACAAAUCCCAAAAUUGAAUACUGCACAUUUUCGAAAUCAAUACUGCACGUUUUUAAAUUAAUACUGCACAAAGUGUGUAAUACUGCACACUAAAAUAGGUCCUGCUUCAUGUCAUAAAAUCAAAUAUUAGAAAGAUGUUGACACCAGCACAAAAACGCAAAGGAUAAAAAGUUUGUCCAUGACAAGGUCAGCCACAAGAGGGAGAGCGACAAAGAUACUAGAUGAUUAACAAACCAUCUGUUCCCUCAGAAGUACUCUCAGGAACCUAAGGAGGAUAAAUAAAAAAACUUAGCAGGCAAUCUAAAUUUUACAACCAGCCCAUUUAUAACAGCCAUGAUUUUUUACAAAACCAAAUAUUGGGAACAGUAACAAGGCCAUUUAAUAUCUAUUUUUAUGUAUGGAUAAUUUUCUCAACAUUUUCUCUAUGUUUAGAAUCUUUGAUGGUGUAACAGAGCUAAAUUUAUCAAUUUCACUUGGUUUUUUGUAUACAUAGGUAUUUUGUAUAUUACGUAGAUUAUUAGGAUAUCCCCCUUGUGCAUGUGGGAGAUGAUCCGAAGACUGAAACCUCAAAGAAUGACGGUUUCUUGUGAGCGGCUAUACUUUUCCUUUCCAUUCCCAUCUUAUAACAUCCCAAGGCUAAACUUUAAUCUAAACAGCUAACAUAACCAAAAACGGUUCUCAGCGAACUCUAAUACUUAUAACAAUCCAAUGAAAUGUAUAACGAGACACAGUCUUUCUCAAGCACUGCCUGUCCUAAAUGCAAACUGGGUUGCAAGAGCUUGGGCAAAACAGUUAGCUUCCUUCUGAUGUUUAGCCUUUCAUGUCUAUACCUUCUGAAUUUCUCUCUAAAUCUCCUUGAAUCUAACUAACUACGUAUAUUUAUAUGUACAAGGAAAAUACCAGAAAAGCAAAACUAUGCAUAAAAUGUUACCCAAUAUAACCAAUGACUACGUAACAUGACGUAAUUCUAAUGAGGGGUAAUCCUACGGAAAGGAAAAGUAUUGUCGCUCGCAAGAAACCGUCAUUCUUUAAAGUAUCAGUCUUUGGAUCAUCUCUUGCGAUUUUAGACCUCCAUUUUACAAUGGUAAAAAGCUGUAUGUGUGGCACUGUAUUCAAGUUAAUAUAUACUUUAUUAUGUUACUCCAUCCUCGUCCCCCUCCCACCUAGGAAUACUUGAUUAUGUUAGUAGAAAAAUUCCAUGAUUUGCCCUCGGCACCAACACUGCCCCUCCUGCCCUUAUCUUUCUUGAGGGUAAACAAACUUAUGUUUUGAAGACUUGAAGAUUGCUUUUCUCCGUAGUUUCUCAGUAGAAGUGUCAACUGCAAUUCACUAUGAGCUCCAAAUUUUUUGAACAUUCAAAAGGCAUGCUAAGAUGAAAAGAGGGAUCAAAAUUGACAACCAGUGCUGCUUCUUAUCUAGCAUUAGAAGUAACUGACAACCUGGUAUUUUACAAGACCAUAUGGUGAAAUUGUUGUUUCUAUCUGCUGUUAAAUUUUUUUGCACUAAAUAAUUUUCAAUAGGAUUAGGAGGAUUGCUUUAGUGAAAUUUUCUUAAAAGAGUGCAUUUUCCAGGGAACUAGAAGCAUCAAAAUUCGAAAAUUUCCUCCCUCAGCGGCAACCAUGGUGCCACCUCAGGUAGUAACUAUAUCCUUUGCUUGCCAUGAUAUAGAGAUUUGACAGAACUAUUAGGAAACGCACUAACACACCAUUUGCUAAGGAGGGGGAUGGUUUUUAAUGUGACAUGUACAUCCGGGGGAGCAAACACGACUCAGUGUGAGAUACUGUAAGAAUGGUUAGAGUGUACCAUCGUAUGAUUAUAUGGGUGCUCUGAAUGCAUGAAUUUCAUUCCCAUGAAAAUAAAAUUGAGCACAAUAGGGGACAGACUGCCUUUAAAUUCUAGAAACUGUGUUUGCAGGUUUGGACAUCCCAAGCUGUUCUAUGAAAAUGGAUCUGCGUGCAUACAGGUGUGGUCUUAUCAUGGAUUAUAACAACUGAAGUGAUUGUAAUACGUUAGGAAGCUUCACAAUUCAAUUCUGUUUCGUGAAUAAGGCUUUGCUUUUUUGCUGCCUAAAUGGUAAUCAUAGUGGUCUCGUUCCCUGCCAUGCUCAAUUUUUUUUCCAAUGUUGCCCAAAAUGUUUCUUCUUCAAUCUUUUUAGAGAAUUUAUUAUUUUCUUUGCAUGAUCGGCUUUGAAAAUUUGCUAACUUUUGGCAUAAGAAAUUUCUAAACAUGUUUUGAGAAAUGUUGACUUGAAUAAGAGAGUACAGUGAAAAUUUGAUAUGAAUGUCUUGGUAAAAGCAAACGCCAAAUUUUGAAGCCAGCAGGUCAACCCUACGGACCAAAUGCAAUCAUGCUUGUCUUGCAACUUUUCAAUUUGACCCUUAUCUCUUAAAUUGGAUGAAUAUAACAAUUUCUUUUACGGCCUUUUUUCUGAAAAUUUUGGAAAAUAGUGGCCCUUUUUACAGGAAUUCUUUGAUGCAUCUAUAAGAUGGGAUCAAGUAGAAUGAAAAGUCCUAGCAUGGUGAGCAUAUAUCAAGGCCAAAAUAAUACCAUUUACAAUACAGAUUUUGCACAGAUUAACAUGAUUUUCCUAACACACAUUAACAUGCAUGUUUAGAAAACUUAGCCAGCUUGUAAACAAAUUAUCGCGUGUUCUUGUGUAAACUUGUAAAUGUAUGAGAUUUCAGUAAAAGGUCACUGGAAUAGCAGUCUUAAUUAUCAAUUAAAAAUGUCUUUUGCUGCUAAAAACAACAACAGAACAAUUUAUUACAAAACUUUUAAUAUAAAACAAUUAGCAUGACUAUGACUGUAUACUUGCAGUGACAUUGAAUCGUGAUAAAACUAGUUAAACAUAGAUUCAAAGUAUUGAAUAUUAUCCAGGAAAACCACAAUUAUACCUGCUAUAUAUGUUCUCCUUUCAAAGUCCGAAGAUGAUCCAGACCUGUCAACUCUCCCGGUUCAGCCGGGAGACUCCUGGUUUUGACUGCUUUCUCUCAGUCUCCCGGUUUUUAUAACUUUUCUCUUGGUUUCAAAGAUCUCUAGCAGAAUAGAAUGUCUAGGAAGAUUCUUCACCGAAUGUCCGAUUGAAGUUCAAUCAUUGAACCAUAGUCAUAGAAAACACAAAUCUGGAACAGUCUUUAGAUCUGUCUGGAACCAAACAAUAGAAGUAUUGUUAUCUCAUUAUCGAUGUUAGGGGAACAACGACAACAACCUCUAGGCGCAUAUCGACGAAGCAAGCACUUGCUUACGGAAUGGAUUACAUCGGCUUUUUGAAUUGUGUUGAUCUCGACGUUUUUCCGGAUUUCUGCGAUGAAGACAUUCUAAAUGAAAGUAUUGGAGUUAACUAAAAAAUAGAAGAGCUUAAGAUAGAGGUAACUCAUUCUUUUUUGUCAAUGUUUAUCUUGACUGCGGACUGUGAUGGCCCGAGAAACAGG